CGCGAGAUGCUCGACGAAAAGUCGGCAAAGAUACUGCAAGGCCGUAAACCACUCGAGCCGCUCCUCUCUCCUCUCCAUCUCUUUCCACACCCUCUCUCCAGCGUCUAUCGCAAGCGAGUGUGCAAAAGCAGGAGUGGGACUAUCGACUAAAACCCACCCCUUCAUUCCGGUUCCUUCGCCAGCUCGUCGGCCCCGACCUGUGUCUACCCGUUCGCCCGACCCCGACUCCGGUCGAGUGACACAUUCAUUCCCAUCAUGUCCGACAACCAGGCCAAGCCCGAGGCUACGCCGGUCGAGGCUCCCGUUGAGGCGCCCGAGGCUACCGAGGCCGAGCAGGCUGAGCAGCAGCCCCAGCAGCCCCAGCUCCCGCCCGUCGCCGUCCACUUGCCCACCCCGAAGAACGCGCGUACCCUCCCCAAGCCCCAGGAGGGCGAGUCGUUUUCCAAGCUCAGCCUGUACUCGCAGCCCUCUGAGACCGUGCAGGAGAUCAAGCUGGCCGUCUCCGAGUGGGUCGGCGGGUACUGGCUCGGCCCUCACUCGCUCCGCCUCCCCGGCAAGGGCGAGGACGUGCUCUCGACUUCCAAGGACGGCAUCGAGAUCCGCGCCGGCGACAAGCUCAGCGACUUCCUUGAGCUUGCCGAUGUUUUCGCCCACCUUCCGGAGGACGGAGAGCGGACGCUCGACGUCGUCCCCGAGCCCUAUUCGGAGUCGUCGGCCCGCCAGGCUGUUAUCCGCCUCCUUGAGUUCAUCGAGCCUGCCGGGACUACCGUGAACAACCUGAGCACUCCGCUCGGCGUCGGUGCCGGCGCCUCCAUUUUUGAGGAGGUCCGCACCGGCUCGCUGUACGCCGGCGACUCGCCCAAGGACGCCGAGGCCAAGGCCAAGGCCGCCCAGAAGGAGGCCGAGAAGAAGGACAGCAAUGAUGCCAAGGACGCCGAGGUCACCGAGCACGCGUUCUCGGACUGGACCCCGGCCUCCAACGGCCUCCCCCUCUCCAAGCUCCCCGUCUCGCAGGCACCCGUCGAGGUCAACGCCUGCCUGCGCUCGAUCCAGCUCUCGCCCUUCAACCCCCCUCCCGCCCCGCUCCGACAGAAGGGCCACCAGCUCUACCUCCAGGUCUCGAUCCUCGAGGGCGACGUCUUCACUCUCGUGUGCACGACCCGCGGGUGGUAUGUCUCCAAGUCGAACGUCAACAACUUUGACCCCACUCCGCGCGACGGCUCGGUGACCCACUCCCUCUUCGACCUCCUCCACUCCCUCUCGCCGCUUUUCACGGAGCGCCUCUUCGCGCUCCCUUCGCUCUCGUCGACCGCGCCUGCCCGCGACCCCCUCUCGACCGUCGCUAUCCCUCAGGCCGAGCCCGCGUUCCCGUGGAUCAUCGCCGAGCCCAAGCCAGCGACCGGCCCGGAAAUCCUCCGCACCCAGCUCGCGUACCUCCACUCGGGCGCGACCUCAGCUGAGGGCCUCGACAGCGCCCGUGACUGGAACGAGGAGAUCCAGGGCGUCAAGGAGCUGCCCCACUCCACCAUGCCUGAGCGUGUGUUCCGCGAGCGCAUGGCGCAGAAGACCUGGGCCGAGUUCACGCAGGCGUCGAUCCGCGCCGCGAUGAACGUCGCCCGCGGCGACAUCCUGCCCCUCAACCCCAACGAGCCUGCGCGCCAGCACAUGUGGCUCGUCUCGAACAUCUUCGUCACCAAGGCGGUCGACUCGAUCGGCGCGUACUCGCACGUUGGCGGCGACGCCGCCGCCCACGUUUCGCACGCCAAGGACGCUGAGGGUGUGCGCCUGCUCAACCGCCUCGACAUUGACGGCGCCAACGUCCUCGGCCACACCGUUGUCGACUGGCAGGGCGACCGCUGGAUCUGCCAGAGUGUUCUCCCCGGCAUUUUCUCGCGCCGCGACCCCGAGGCUGAGGACGAGGCUGAGACCGAGCCCAAGGACGAGGAGAAGAAGGAGGACUGGGUCAAGGUCGAGGGUGACAAGGAGGAGGAGCCCGCGCUCAACCCCCUCAUCAUCUACGGCGCCGACUCGGAGCAGACCACCACGCUGCACUGGGACGAGGCGACCCACAAGGUGAUGCAGAAGAUCGCUGCGCACCAGCGCCUCGCACCCCACAAGCUCCAGGCUGGCGACAAGGAGUACGAGUUCUACGCCUCGUCCGAGGUCAAGGGUCUGCGCGGCUCGGAUGGCCGCCGUUACUUCCUCGACCUCCCGCGUCUCAGCCCCGUCGACAUUGAGUGGCUCGAGAAGAACUACGAGGGCAAGCUUGUCGGCCCUGGUGCCGAGCAGGCCGACGCCCCCGUUUACCCCCACCGCAUGACGCUGCUCCGCCCCGAGCUCAUCGAGAUCUUCUGGGAGAGCGAGCUCAAGCUCUGGGCGCGUGAGAUCACCGCCAAGAAGCAGGCUGAGGAGGCGGAGAAGGCCAAGGCUGAGGGCGAGAAGUCUGAGAAGGCUGAGGCCAAGGAGGGCGAGGAGGCCAAGGAGCAGGAGAAGGCCGAGGAGAAGACGGACGCGAUCGACCCCGAGACUAUCGCCACGCUCAAGGACUUUGAGCUCCGCUUCAACCCCGACGCGUUCGUCGACUCGCCUUCCGAGGACGGCCAGACGUUCGGGCCCUCCAAGUACACUGACGAGAGCGACCCGGCCAUUAAGUCUGUGCGCGAUGCGUCCAAGUUCCUGCGCGACAUGAGCAUCCCGGCCAUCGUCGUCGACGUCCUCACCGGCUCCGCUUCGGGCGUCAUGGACGGCGCCUCGCUCACCCGCAUCAUGCACGCGCGCGGCAUCAACAUGCGCUACCUUGGUAUCCUCGCCGCUGCCAUCGACAACUUUAGCAAGAAGCCCGAGGGCGAGUCCAAGGAGACGCAGGGUCUUCUCGGCGCGCUCCGCUCGGUGGUCAUCCAGGAGAUGGUUUUCCGUGGCGCCAAGCACAUCCUCCGCGACCUCGUCCGCGGCUUGCUUCCCGAGCAGGUGCCCAACGCCAUUUCGCACUUCCUCAACUGCCUCCUCGGCACCGACUACAACGCCUCGCCUAAGGCUGUGUACGAGCAGUUCGAGGUCGGACCCUCGGCCGAGCCCGCCUAUGUCUCGCUCACCCCCGAGUCGCUCCGCAAGCAGAUCGUCUCCGAGGUCGAGACCCGCUUCCGCUGGAAGCUUGACGAGGCGAGCCUCACCUCGGGCCUGCGCAAGCCGCAGCUGCUGCGCGAGCUGGCGUCGCGCUUCGCCUUCCAAAUCGCCCAGCGCGACUACGCAUUCGACGCAUCGUCCGAGGCAGCCGCCGUCAACGGUGACUCCGACAAGGCCGUGUCGAAGAAGAAGAAGGGCAAGUCGGCCGGCCCCUCGAAGCGCGUUACCACCUUUGAGCCCGCCGACGUCCUCACUCUCCUCCCCGUCGUGAUGUCGACUGCGCCGAGCGUCGCCGUCGCCGAGGAGAUCUUUGAGGCCGGCCGCGCGACCAUCAACCGCGGCGACAUCGACAUGGGCCUCGAGUUCAUGCUCGAGGGCGUGCAGCUGUACGAGUCGAUCCACAGCGUAAUCCACCCCGAGGUUGCCGCCGUGUACCACCAGUACGCGAGCACGCUGCACCAGCUUGCGCGGAUUAAGAUCCAGCAGAUUGCUGCGUCGGAGAACGCGGACCCCGAGCAGCCUUUGGGCUUGGACAUUGCGACGGCGCUCAAGCUGCAGCGGCACGCGGUGCUGAUCGCGGAGCGCACGCUCGGCGUGUACCACCACGACACGGUGGCGUACUACUUCCAGCUCGCGAUGCUCGAGAACCUCGAGGGCAACGCGCAAGCAGCGCUGCGCUACUUCCGCCACAUCCUGAUGCUGUGGAACGUCAUCUACGGCGCGGACCACCCGGAGAUCAACACGCUGCUCUCGAACGCCGGCAUCGUGCUGCAGUCGCUGAACCAGCACCAGCUCUCGAUCGCGCUGCUGCACGAAGCGGCCGAGCGCAACGCGGCCCAAUUCAGCCGCAAGCACGUGCAAUACGGCAACGCGCUGCACCAGCUCACGCAAGCGCACUUCCUCGGCGGCGACUUCGCCGCCGCGCUCGCGAGCUCGGAGGGCGCCCUCGCCAUCUUCACGGACGUGUACGGCGCCGAGCACGCGCAGACCAAGGAGGUCGCGAAGAACGUCGAGCUGCUCAAGGCCGUGAUCGAUAACGUCGAGCGCCAGAAGCAGGAGCAGGAGCUGCUGCGCCAGCAGCAGGCCAGCCGGCUGCAGGCCGCGCAGCGCGGCGUGCCCCCGCCCCGCAAGGUGCUGCCAGGCGGCACGACGCUGACUGCCGAGCAGGCGGCGCAGCUGGCUGCGUCCGUGCGCGCCGCCGCGGCCAAGCAGGCCGAGGAGGCUGGCGCGGCCGGCGCCGCAGGCGAGGGCGAGGCCCCCGCCGGAAGCAUCAAGAUCGGCGAGCGCGGACACAUGGACGUAGACGAGCUCGUCAAGUACAUCCAGGGCGCGGUGCCGUCCAACAAGCCUGCGCGCGGCGCAAAGAACCUGCGCGGCAAGCGCCGCACCGGCGCCAAACGGUAGUCUACUUAUCCAUAUCAUAGCAUCACCACUCGUUGCAUACCCAAUCAGCAGUUUGAU
Molecule: messenger RNA, 4584 nt
Organism: Cutaneotrichosporon oleaginosum
Lineage: Eukaryota; Fungi; Basidiomycota; Tremellomycetes; Trichosporonales; Trichosporonaceae
Biological process (GO): intracellular distribution of mitochondria
Cellular component (GO): cytoplasm
Molecular function (GO): protein binding; mRNA binding
Source: RefSeq, a predicted model, not a curated record